This is a messenger RNA of Triticum turgidum subsp. durum (durum wheat), 2124 nucleotides long. NCBI's taxonomy places the organism in Eukaryota, Viridiplantae, Streptophyta, Magnoliopsida, Poales, Poaceae. The record is from the annotation of a GenBank genome assembly.
AUGACCAUAUCCACCUCCCCACGCCUCCUUCGAUCCUCCCACCCAGCCUGCCUGCCGACUCCAAUGUCCAAUCCCGCGGCUUCCGCACACGUUGGCGAGGCCGAGCUCUUCACGAAGGUAGGAGUUUUCGAUAAAGGAUGGAUUUUAUUAGCUCAUAAUGAAGCAUCAAAAGGAUACAAACACAAUAAGCACACACCCGGCCUCUGCAUAAGUAGGAUUCACGAAAAUUCAGGCUGCGUAGAUGAAUGGAUUGUCGAAUUGUUCGUGCGGUCGUGCUAUGGGCUGUUUGUUGUUGGAGCCUGCAGCCCUGCGCACCAACUGUUUGUUGGUGAAAAUGAGUCUGCUAGUUCGGCGGAAGGGCCUGUUUUGGUCAAUCAAAACAGCAAUCCUAAAAGAUCCAUCAGUCGUUCUUCUAGCCAUGGGAUCAGAAUAGCAUUGGAUAGCUGUGAAAGAAACUCAAGUAGCAAUCUCAAUGAAAAAGAUAUCAAACAGGCGAUAAUGUUCAGUGCCUCUUUGAACAAGCUCUCAUUAAGCCAAGACGAAGCAACUGAAUACACACACUUGAUCCUAGAAGAAAUCCAAACAGGCCAGGGACUAGCAAAGCUGAGCGGAACAAGAAAGGGGACACUGAAUGAUCUCCAACCAACUUGCUGGUCAACACCUAUACCAACCAAACACAUACAAUGUAUGACAUCGACGGCCAUUGUCUUCUUUCGUGCUCACUGGAGACGAAUAUGGGUAAUUGUCAUCUGGCUUGUAGCAUGUGCUGCACUCUUCACUUGGAAGUUCAUGCAGUAUCGCCAGCGAUUGGCAUUUGAGGUCAUGGGAUACUGCCUGCCAACUGCCAAGGGCGCUGCAGAGACUCUUAAGUUUAACAUGGCCAUUGUGCUCCUACCUGUAUGCCGUAACACUAUCACUUGGCUUAGGAGAAGCCGUAGCAUCAACUCUGUCAUUCCAUUUAAUGACAAUAUUAACUUCCACAAGCUUGUUGCUGCAGGAAUUGUGAUCGGCAUAAUCCUCCAUGCUGGUACUCACCUAUCAUGUGACAUCCCAAGGAUUGCAAUGGCAGAUAAGACCAUUUUUGGGCGCACAAUUGCUCGUGACUUUGGCUAUCACCAGCCAUCAUACAUGGAGAUAGUGACAUCAAUCGAGGGGACAACUGGUAUAGCCAUGGUAGUGCUCAUGCUGAUUGCUUUCCUGCUUGCCAGUAGGCCUUCAAGAAGAAACCCAGGAUCACUCCCACCUCUGGUCAGACAGAUGGCGGGAUUCAAUGCUUUCUGGUACUCACAUCAUCUGUUCAUUGUUGUCUACGUUCUGCUCAUCGUGCAUUCCAUGUUCCUCUUCCUAGCAAAAGAUGUAUCAGAGAAGACGACAUGGGUGUAUGUGGUGAUUCCUGUGAUGAUCUACCUUGGAGAGCGAAUGUUCAGGAUGGUCAGAUCUAUGGCAUAUGAAUCGAAGAUCCUCGAUGCAAUGACUUAUACAGGGAAGGUACUUUCUCUCAAGAUGGCAAAGCCUCCAGGUUUUCGCUAUCAAAGUGGAAUGUAUGUCUUUGUCCAAUGUCCACAAGUAUCGAAGUUUGAAUGGCACCCAUUUUCUCUUACCUCUGCACCAGAUGAUGAUCAUUUGAGCAUCCACAUCAGAUCUCUGGGUGACUGGAGCUACCAUGUGUAUGAUAUGUUCCAUGAGGAAGGCUACGCAGCAAAUCAUCAUAGUGCCAAUGGGCUGAGGAAGGCCUACUUUUAUUGGGUGACAAGAGAGCAAGGAUCCUUUGAGUGGUUUAGGGACAUCAUGAAGGAGGUUUCAGCUCGAGACAGCAAACAGGGUGUGAUAGAGAUGUACAACUAUCUAACAAGCGUCUACCAGGAAGGUGACAAGCGGUCAGUGCUGAUAAGCGCAAUUCAGGCUCUUCAUUUUGCGCGCCAUGGCAUUGAUAUCAUCUCGAAAACUCCAGUCCGUACACACUUUUCGAGACCGAACUGGCCUAGGGUGUUCCAUGGUCUUGCAAGAAAACAUAUCGGUGAAAGGAUAGAAGAUGCACUGUCAGUUAUAUCAUCGUACGAUGAAAUAAUGAUCCCCAGUUUCUUGUCUGAUGUGUCAAAAGGGGAAAGAGCUGCAGAUAUAUGA